AUGGCGUUGACCGAAAUGGCGGAUUCUCGAAACGAAGAUUUUUCUGCAGAUCCCACCAGUCGCUUGUUGUACUGGCGGUCUUCCUCUUCCUUCUCGGACAAUGGAACAUCAACAAGCGGCUUUUCGAGACUGCUUGCCUGCUGUGGAAUCUCAAGGAAACCGAUAGCGUCCGAUCUGGCCGCGAGCACAUCCGUCAGCAGUUCGGGCAAUGAGAGUGAUACCCCAGCCGAUUUCGAUGCAGCGGCAACAAAGCUGCUAAAGGGGAGCCUUUCUGAGGGUAGCACUAGUAGAUGUUUCACUCAUGUAACUCAUAUUCGACAGACGGAGACAUGGGAUUGUGGAAUUGCCUGCUUGAUGAUGGUGUUACGAUGGCUUCGCUCGAAACAAGAAAUACAUGAUUCCUCAGCAUCAAGUCAGCCAUCCUUCAUAUCAACGCCCCUGUCACCCUUGGAAGUUAUCGAACGCAAAUUGCUCUUGCAAAAGGUAGGCACACAGUCCAUUUGGACGGUGGAUCUUGUCAUGCUCCUCGAGGCCACGCUCCUUCAAAACAGUUCUGCUGACGACAGCAGUGGCAACAACAAUCAUCCCAGUCACAACAAUACAACCUACCUCUUCGCUUCACAAGUUAUGGGUGCCGAUCUGUCCCACAGUACGGCUGGUUAUUACCAAAAUGCCUUUGCCGCAGACAGUGUCCGAGUGCAACGGAUAUGUGACGACAUGAUCCAGCUCCAGCUACCCAUGCUUUGCCCAUUUGACAUGGCGUUCCAUCAAUUGAUACGUUUAGUUUCUCGUGAGAAAUGCAUAGCCAUUGUUUUGGUGGACAAUGGCAUUCUAAUGAAACGAGGAGACGACAAUCAACAACACAAUAGCAGCAUUUAUAUGGGCCAUUACGUGAUUGUCAGUGGGAUCAGUCAAGACGCGGAUCACUUAGUGGCUGCGGCAUACAAUGAGGACGAGAAUGCCAUGACACUCUUGGAGGAUGACGUGGACCGCUAUUGUCUAGUAGUGGCGAAUCCCGGUGUUGCAGAUCCGGUCAUGUUUGUCACCCCCAGGAAGUUCGAACAAGCUUGGAGGGCAGACGGUACUGACUGCGAUGUCCUGUUUGUGACAAAACAUGAGCCGGUCACAAUGUGA
Messenger RNA from Seminavis robusta, 1134 nucleotides. The record is from the annotation of a GenBank genome assembly. Lineage: Eukaryota; Bacillariophyta; Bacillariophyceae; Naviculales; Naviculaceae.